Molecule: messenger RNA, 3813 nt
Organism: Ceraceosorus guamensis
Lineage: Eukaryota; Fungi; Basidiomycota; Exobasidiomycetes; Ceraceosorales; Ceraceosoraceae
Product: ARM repeat-containing protein
Exons: 7
Coding region: 354-3518 (1054 amino acids)
Biological process (GO): protein import into nucleus
Cellular component (GO): cytosol; nuclear envelope
Molecular function (GO): small GTPase binding
Source: RefSeq, a predicted model, not a curated record
AUUCGUGAUUCGAGGUUCAAAGAGUUCUGGGUUCACGAUUCACAUUCACAUUCACAUUCACAUUCACGAUUGCUGAUUGGCAUCAACGUUCGUGACUAUAGUGACUACUCAGCACUCACGACUGUGACUGAUCGACCGGCAGCAUUAAGCACAACAGAAGAGCCUCCCAUUUUUGACAGCUUCACCCCCACACAACCCCCACUCGCUGGCUCGCAUCUCCUCAAAUUCGAGGACUCUGACGGAUCCGUGUGACUUUUUUCACCCGUCAUUCACACCACCAUCACCUCACACCUCGAUCUCACUCUGCACUUCCAGCCGCGGACCUCUGCUACAAACCUGGCGGGGAAAAGAUCAUGGAGCAGCUGUACAACAUCUUCGCAUCCAGCUUCGAUGCGAAUCCUAAUCAUCGAUUGGCUGCUGAGCUGGAAUUGCGCAAAUUGGAGCAGCAAGAUGGCAUGCUCGCCACCGCCCUACAGAUCGUAGCCCACCCUGAGCUGGACAUUACGGGCAGACAAGCUGCCGCCAUCUACGUCAAGAACCGCGCUCGGCGCAUGUGGGAUCACGAGCGAGCCAUCAAUCUUGCCAAAGCCGGAGGAGGUGCAGCAGCUGGCGGUCCAUCGAACAAUGUGCCGAUCGGGGAAAAGGACAGGCAAGAAGUUAGAUCGAACAUUUUGCAAACUUUGAUCUCCUCUCCUCCUCAAUUGAGAUCCCACGUGGCUGCUACGCUCAAUGCCAUCGUCACCACCGAUUUCCCAAAAAGUUGGCCGGAUCUGAUAGAUAGGAUAAGCGAAUUGCUGAAUUCCGGCGAUCAGAAUGCUACGUAUGGCGGUAUUUGCGCUUUGCUGGAGGUGGUCAGAUCUUUCAGGUGGAAGGACGAGUCAUCCUUGUUGGAGCCGGUAUCGGCAGCGACGCUGCCCCGCCUCGUAGCCACCGGCCAGUCCAUCCUCGCAUCGCCCACCGCGUCGUCGGCCCAGAGUGGGGAGCUGCUUUGGAAGCUGGUCAAGGUGUACAAGCUCUCUAUCAAUUCUCAACUCACUGCCCAUCACCAAUCGCACCAAUCCAUCGUGCCUUGGGGUCAGCUCUUCAUCGCCAUUGUCAAGCAUCAGGUCGACCCUAGUCAGCUGCCUGCUGAUGAGGAUGAGAGGGAGAGAGCUGCUUGGACAAAGGCCAAGAAGUGGUCCUUUUUCAACCUCAACAAGCUCUUCACUCGCUACGGCAAUCCCAGUCAACUGCCGCAAAGCUUGGACAAGUACAAGCCGUUUGCCGAACACUUUGUCUCGACUUUUGCUCCGCGCAUCCUCGAAGUCUACCUCGAGCUCACUGUUGCGCGGCUCAACUCGGGACUGUGGCUGAGCAAAAAGGCGCACUACUUUAUCAUUGCCUUUUACGAGGAUUGCGUCAAGCCAAAGUCCACUUGGCUUCUGCUCAAGCCUCAUGUUGAUGAUCUCGUUCAGCGCUUCGUCUUCCCACUCAUGUGCUACACCGAAGCCGACGAGGAGCUGUGGGAGCUGGACGCGGUGGAUUACGUGCGAAGCCAUUUGGAUCCCAUCGAGGAGUUUGGCACGCCUCAGGGUGCUGCCGCUUCGUUCUUGCAAGCCCUCAUCUCCAAGCGCACCAAGUCGACGUUUCAUCCUCAGCUGCAGUUCAUCACUUCCGUCAUACAGACGCGAACAGACAACGAAAAGGAAGGUGCGCUCAACAUGCUCGUCUCCAUCUCCGACACCAUCCUAGAGUCUUCAGAAAUCUCAAACCAGCUCGAGACGCUCUUUGUCACUUCGGUCAUUCCGGAAUUGGCGAGCGGAAAUCGCUUUUUGCGUUUUCGCGCUUGCGAUCUGGUGCGCGUCUUUGCUGGUACGAUGAGGUGGCAGGACACUACGAAUUUGGAAACCACGUUCAAGGGCGUAAUGCAGUGCUUGGAGGAUGGCGAGUUGCCGGUGCGCAUGCAAGCUGCCGCAGCUAUCGGUACGCUGAUCGAUCACGACGAGGUUCACGCGGCCAUGGCGCCCAACGCCGGACCGCUCAUGCAGCGCCUGCUCAAAUUGGCAGACGAGACGGACCUGGAUACGCUCUCUGCUACCACCAGCAAGGUCGUAUCCUCCUUUGCCGAACAGAUCCUACCCUUUGCUGUGGAAUUUUGUCAGCACCUUCGGGACUCGUACAUCAGAGUGCUCGGCGAGCACUUGGCGAAUGCCGAUGCUGAGCUCAACAACAUCAACGGCGAGCUGGACUACAAUCCUUCGGCGGAAAGCAAGAUGUUCGCUGCAGUGGCAGCUUGUCAGACCAUGUAUCAAGUGCUUGCUGCUGCUGAUGAGAAUCAACAGAUCCUGAGCCAGCUCGAGACGGUCAUUUUGCCAGUGGUCAGCUACACGCUCGAAAAGGAAUGCGUCGAACUCUACGACGAUGUGCUGGACCUGACGGACGUCAUCGUCUUCAAUCAGAAGCGCGUCUCGGAAGGCAUGUGGUCCAUCUUUGUCCAGCUGCACACCACCUUCAAAGCGUCCGGCAUCGACUACUUGUCCGAGAUGCUGCCCACGCUCGACAACAUCGUCUCUUACGGCACAGAAGUCAUCAAAUCCCAACCCGAUUAUCGGCGCAUGUUGUUGGAGAUUUUCGAAAUCGGCAUGACGAAUGAGAAUUUGGGAGUGGUGGAUCGCGUAUCUGCUCUCAAGCUCAUCGAUGUCGCCUUGCUACUUCUUACGGGCACCAUCGACGAAGCGGUGCCGGGCAUCGUGCAAAUGACGCUGCCGCAUGUCAAGGCGGAAGGGCGCGAAUCUUCCGCUUCGCUUCGCAAGUGGUCCAAACUGGUCAUUCUCGACGCAUUCGUCUACAAUCCCGCCCUGGCACUCAAGUCGCUCGAGACGCACAACGCAGCGGCAACCUUUCUCAACACCAUCAUCACCGACGUCUCUCAUUUCGGCAAUGUCCACUCGCGCAAAGUGGUUGCGAGCGCCUUUUGCGGCAUUUUUGCCCUGCCUCGCCCCUCGUUGGCCAACGAUGUGCAGGCCCUUUUGCCCCAGCUGCUUGCGGCUACGGUCGAAGUGCUAGAGGGACUGCCGCAAGCUAUCGCAGAACGCAAGGAACAGCUGGAGCUUUUUGACGAUUUGGAUGAAGACGAAGUUGAAGAGGGGGAGGAAGAAUCCGCUAAUGUUGAUGGUGGCGCUUCUGCUGGCGACGAUGCGGAUGGGGAUGUGGUGGAUGAGGAGAACGAGUAUUUGGAAAUGCUGGCGAGGGAAGGUGCUCGUCUGAGGUCGCGCAACCUGGCCAUCGCGACGGGAGAGAGCGCGGAAGAUUUCGAGGAUAUGGAAGCGGAUGAGGAGGAUGAGGAGGCGGACGAGGAGGAUAUCGGGUUCGAGUCGCCCAUGGACCCCGUGCCCGUCUUUGAACGAUUCAGAAGCAUCGCUGGAAACAUUCAGGACGUCGUUGCUGCGCUGAACCCUACUGCACGAGCGCAGCUCGAGCAAGUGGCAAACGGUGUAGACGAGCAAGUGGCCAAGCCGCACGUCACGCCCGUCUUGUGAUCGUCCGAGGCGCCAUCGCGCUUCCUACGUAGAGUCGCUACGCUGCUCCCGCCCGCCCUUUACACUUCAUCGCUCCUCGUGGAUACCCCCUUGGUCGUUCAUCUCUCCGCCACUAUGAAAAGCGCCUGAUGCGCAUCUUGCCUACAUCAAUCGAAAAGUCUUGCAGCGCGCUGCCGUGAUGCCGCGAUUCGGCGUGAUGAGGUGUCUAUCCCACCGUGCGUACCUGUGGCCUCAUGCAGCGAUGACUGUCAUCGUCACCUUUUGACGACGACGACGUCGCACGAAGCCAACGAGG